Molecule: messenger RNA, 534 nt
Organism: Recurvomyces mirabilis
Lineage: Eukaryota; Fungi; Ascomycota; Dothideomycetes; Mycosphaerellales; Teratosphaeriaceae
Gene: TSR2
Product: rRNA accumulation- protein
Exons: 2
Coding region: 1-534 (177 amino acids)
Biological process (GO): maturation of SSU-rRNA from tricistronic rRNA transcript (SSU-rRNA, 5.8S rRNA, LSU-rRNA)
Cellular component (GO): nucleus
Source: RefSeq, a predicted model, not a curated record
AUGGAAUCUGCCCUCCACGUCGCCGUCCAAAACAACUGGGGAGGACCCUCUAGCUCAGACAAGAAAGAUUGGUUUGCGGGUGCUGUAAGCGAAUUACUCGCCUCACGACCGGACACGGACCAGGAAGAUCUCGAGGCGUUUCUAUUACAGAUCAUGCAAGACGAAUUCGAUUGCAACGUCGAAGAUGAAAGCGAAGUAGCUACUGCACGUGAUAUCUGGGCCUUGAAGCGAUGUCUAGCGGGUGAGAUCGAGGGGACGAGCGAUAGGCUGGCGGCGUUCAAGGAGUUGGAGAGGCGGUUUAGGAAUCGGGGGCACAUGAAGACGACGGUGGAGGUGGUGGAUAAUGGGCCGCAGGAGGAGGUGGGUGAUGAUGACGAGGAAUGGAAUGGGUUUGGGGAUGGAGAUGGGGAUGUGGAUAUGACGGCUGGAGAGGAGGCGGUGCCGAAUCUGGUUCCGGCGGUUGUGCAGAAGAAGGAGAAGAAGGAGCCGGAGGUCGAUGAUGAUGGGUUUACGAAGGUGACGAGGAAGCGAUGA